Messenger RNA from Glycine soja, 628 nucleotides. Its product is annotated as thaumatin-like protein 1. Lineage: Eukaryota; Viridiplantae; Streptophyta; Magnoliopsida; Fabales; Fabaceae. Gene Ontology annotation, biological process: defense response. The transcript has 2 exons. The coding region runs from base 14 to 628 and encodes 204 amino acids. The record is from RefSeq and is a predicted model, not a curated record. Gene Ontology annotation, cellular component: extracellular region.
CUCUAUAUAUAGAAUGGCAUUCAUCGUGACUAUGGCAACAACUUGUAAUGUCCGUAUGGGAAAUUCAACUAAAAUGUCAUCCAUCGUGACUAUGGCAAGUCUAUUUUUCUUCCAAUUCCUAUCUGGUUCGUGUUCAACGAGACUGACCAUCACCAACAAGUGCAGCUACACAGUUUGGCCAGCAAUUUUAUCCGCCACUGGAAGCUCGCCGCUCUCCACCAGCGGCUUCGUCCUCCAACCGGGAGACUUCAAGAUCGUCCCUGUUCCUCCCGCUUGGUCCGGGCGACUAUGGGGACGUACUCUCUGCUCCCUAGACAUUACCAGCACCAAGUUCUCAUGUGUCACCGGUGACUGUGGCUCCACCACCAUAGAAUGCGUUGGAGGAAACGCCGCCCCACCGGUUACUCUGGUGAAGUUCACUCUGAACGGCACAGGCGGGCUCGACUUCUACGAAGUGAGUCUCGUCGACGGUUUCAACCUCCCCGUGAGGGUGAAGCCUCGUGGCGGCAGGAACUGCAGGGCUACUGGUUGCGUGAUGGACUUGAACUUAUCGUGUCCGACAGAGCUUAAGGUGAUAAGAGACGGAGACGCCGUGGCGUGCAAGAGCGUGUGCCAAGCAGAGCCAUGA